Messenger RNA from Trichoderma atroviride IMI 206040, 756 nucleotides. The record is from RefSeq and is a predicted model, not a curated record. NCBI's taxonomy places the organism in Eukaryota, Fungi, Ascomycota, Sordariomycetes, Hypocreales, Hypocreaceae.
AGCAGGAAUGGUAGGGCAGUUGGAUAUAUUCCUGAACAAGCCAGGCCACGGCAAUGAUGCGCUUCUAUCUCUCAAGAUGGUGGGGAACGACACCUCGUCAAUCAAAGCCAGCGUCCCGUUACCACCACAUUCUUCAUCGCCAUCCUACACGUAUCCCAUCCGCAUCAAGAUUAUCCAGGUACUCGCACCAUUUUCACUCUUGAUCGCCGCCGUCUUCGAAUCCGUCGGGGAAAUUGUUGGCGGUCUUGUGACCUGGAUAUUCGCGGCUAUCUGCUUUGGACUCGUGGUGUCAGUUGUAGUGGCGGGAGCGGGCAAAUACUGCUUCGGGAAGCGUCCCGAUGAGCUCGCUGAUAUGGUCAAGGAUGAGCUGCAGAAGCUGAGAGAUUCCGAGAUGAUGAGAAAGUGGAAAGGGACUGAUAGUGGCGAAGUGGCGUCAGCGGAUAACUCGCAGGAGCAAAAGACGUCUUUGAUUGAACCAGAUGUCAAGGUCUAACUUCAACAACCAUCUUACAUGAACACUUCCAAGCACAGCCACAGUUUUGUCAAAGGUUGCCCAUCCCCUAUUAUCCUUUGGUAGGUAUUUAGCACAUACAUGAGACACCUAUCUCCCUUAAACAGUAGGUACCAUGCAGUGACAUCUCCAAGUCGUAAGAAAAACUAUAGGGGCGAUAGAAGUUGACUUCCAGUCUUGAAUUCAGAUACAUCACCGUUAAUGAUCGUUAGAAGCAUCACAAAUGAAUCAGGGAGUCAAAUAGA